Molecule: messenger RNA, 2264 nt
Organism: Kogia breviceps (pygmy sperm whale)
Lineage: Eukaryota; Metazoa; Chordata; Mammalia; Artiodactyla; Physeteridae
Source: RefSeq, a predicted model, not a curated record
AUGGCAGCCUCCCAGCUGGCAGCACUGGAAGGGGUGGAGUCAGGGGCCGGGCAGCUGCCCGUGACCGAGGCCACUCCCAGCUUCCUGUAUUCCGAGGGCCAGAGGCUGGCGCUGGAGGCUCUGCUGAGCCAGGGCGCAGAGGCGUUUGAGGCCUGCGUGCAGCGCGAGGGGCUGCGGCCCUUCCUGAGUGGAGAUGAGCUCCGGGGCCUGGUGGCAGCGGCUGAGGACCGGACAGCAGAGAAGCAGGAGCCUAGCGGGGCAGCAGAAGGAACCACCGCCACCGCUGGGGACUUGGGCCGCCUGACCUACUGGCCCGGACGGUCAGAGGAGCCGGGGCCCGUGCUGCGGCUGGGCUGGCUGGAGGACUCGGCCUGGAAGGCUAUCACCCGGGCACAGCUGUGCACCCAGCCACCUGGCGAGGGCCAACUGUCCCUCAAGGAGCUGGUGCACCAGGAAAUCCAGGCUGCCCACAAGCUGGUGGCCGUGGUCAUGGAUAUCUUCACUGACCCAGACCUGCAACGUGCGGGAAAAGUUUGUGCUGCUGGACGACGAGAGGGUCAUCUCAGGAUCCUACAGCGGACGGGCUCCUCGCGGCCACACGAGGCGGUCCGCACGCAGCCUUUGUUGAUGAUGGGGCUGAUGCCGGGGGCCACCCCGCGGCCCGUGAAGCAGUCCUCGUCAUCGCCACAGCGCAUGUGCGUGCCGGGACAGCUCGUGGAGUCGGUCAGCUCACAGAAGACGCAGUCCUUGAUGCCCCUCGUGCCUGGGGCCAGAGCCGCCGCCAGAAGCAGCAGCCAGCCGAGGACCAUGGUGGCCUGGCGGCGGCGACGGUGCCCCAGCCAGGCCGUAGGCUUCCUGGGCCUCCCGGAACAGCUGAAUGACACGUCCGCAAGCCUCGUACCCCCGGCUCUGGUCUCCCAGGAUCAGCGACUGGGGUGUCCUCGGUUCCCAGCGCCCCGCGUCCCCCUUGGAAGCUCCGUUGUGACCACGGCUCUCCGGUCCUUGGGUCUCAGAAACUCCCCCGGGACGGCGAGGAGCCAGUGGCUGCCGCCCGACAAGACACUUUGUGGGGCGGAAUGGGGUGACCUCACAGACCCCACCCAGGGUUCCCGCUGGCUGCUCCGGGGCUUCACAUGGAGUGACUCACGCCUGCACCGCGGGCUGGUGACCCUGCUGACCGGUGAGAUCGCCGACGCCUUCAGCCGAGAGUUCCGGACACUCUAUGGGGCCUCCUGGCCGCUUCCGCCCGCACCCACCCCGGGUCCCUUUGUCAGAGCCCUGGGGGGGCUGCAGCUGGCCUACAGCCCGCAUCGCGUGGCCCGCCGCUGCUCCGCGGCCCCCCUGUCGCCGCCACCGCUGCCUGAUGGCUCGCUGGCCCAACGCCUGGCCGCCUGCCGAGUGUUCGAGGGGGACAGGCAGGCGACCCUGGCCAAGCCAGGGCCAGCUCUCAGCGACAUCCUGAGGAGUGUACAGCGUGCCCAGACCCCCAGCGGCCCCCUGGCCCAGCCCAGCCACUCCCUAUGGGACCUGAGCCACCUGUCCCAGCUGUCAGGCUCUAGUGACGGUGACAACGAGCUCAAGAAGUCCUGGGGCUCCAAGGACACCCCAGCCAAGGUCCUGAUGAGGCAGCGGGGCGCUGGAGGGGCCCCUGGUGGUGAGGCGGACUCCGGUCCGCUGGUCCGGUCCCAGCCCUGGGGCGGCCCCUUGCCCGGCAUCCCUGCCCGCCGCCUCCACCAUCCGUCCCCGACCCGAAGGCGGUUCGGUGAAGAUGCUGCCUCCAAACUCCCAGAACCCAGAGGCAUCCGGCAGCCAGACCGGGCCGCCCAGCCAGGACUCAGGGGGCGGCGCUGACAGAAGCCAACGCCAAAUGGGGCUGGCCCCGUCCCAAGACGGUCGGGUCGGACAACUGUUGCUCAGAGCCCCCUGCCUCACUGUUGUACCUUGAACAAGGCUUCUGGCCUCAGUGUCUGGGAAGUGGAAGGGAUUUUUUUUUUUUUCUUUUCACUUGUUCUAGAACUUGGGCAAGCGCAGUGCUCACUCUAGACCUCAUUGUCACAGCCUAGAAAAUGGGCAUAAGGUCUCCACUAGCUGGGAUCCUAGAACAGCACACAUCCUGUUCCGGCCGGGUCAGAACUUCUCUGAGGAGAGGCCUGGCUGAGUGGCCCCCAUGCUGGAAUUGCGUGGGGUGAAGACGGGGCGUCCCCGGGGGUGAGGGGAGGCUUCCUGCACCCGCCAUGCUCAGGAGCUGUGGGUCAGCUGAGCUU